Messenger RNA from Pygocentrus nattereri (red-bellied piranha), 3769 nucleotides. It is a transcript of the gene sfswap, whose product is annotated as splicing factor SWAP. The coding region runs from base 153 to 3035 and encodes 960 amino acids. Lineage: Eukaryota; Metazoa; Chordata; Actinopteri; Characiformes; Serrasalmidae. The transcript is spliced from 18 exons. The record is from RefSeq and is a predicted model, not a curated record. Gene Ontology annotation, biological process: RNA processing; mRNA 5'-splice site recognition. Gene Ontology annotation, molecular function: RNA binding.
UGCUCAGGCGGACAUGUUGAUCGAGCCGUGUUUUGAUGCAUUUAGUUUGAGUGCGGCUCGUUUGGAAGCGUUUGUUUAAAAACACACCGAGACGGAAAUUAACUUUGGGCUCUCGCCUUUAAGGUGCUCCGGCCGCGUCUCCUGCUUUGGGAAUGUACCGGAGAGGGGCGAGUCAGAAGGAGCGGAGCGGAGCGGAGAGCGGCCCCCGCGCGGAGCUGCUCGUGUUCGGCUACGCGUGUAAACUGUUCCGCGACGACGAGCGGGCGAGCGAGCAUGAACGCGGAGCGCAGCUCAUCCCGUGGAUGGGGGACAAGAGCCUCAUGAUCGAUAGGUACGAUGGCCGUGGUCAUUUACAUGACCUUUCGGAGUAUGAUGCAGGCUCGUGGAACCAGAACUACCAGCUGUCUGAAGAAGAGGCCAGGAUAGAAGCUCUGUGCGAUGAGGAGAGAUACCUGGCCCUGCACACUGACCUGCUCGAGGAGGAGGCCAGACAAGAAGAAGAAUAUAAGAGGCUAAGUGAGGCUUUGGCUGAUGAAGGAUCCUACAAUGCAGUGGCUUUCCGCUACAGUGCUGACUACUACGACCCCUCCCAACCCACUGAAGAGGAGGAUGCCAGCAAAGACAACGACCCUGAACCUCAAGAGGAAGACUGUGAAGAGCCAUUUGUUGCACCGCCUGGUCUGAUCAUACCCCCAGAUGUGGAAUUGCCCGCGACAGUCAAGACCCAUGCCAUCAUCGAGCGUACUGCCAACUUCGUAUGCAAACAAGGAGCCCAGUUUGAGAUUGUGCUCAAGGCAAAGCAGGCUGGAAACUCUCAGUUUGACUUCCUGCGCUUCGACCAUUAUCUGAACCCCUACUAUAAACAUAUUCUUCGAGCCAUGAAGGAGGGACGGUACACGCCUGCCACCAACAGCAAGCAGGACCAGGCACAGGAAUCCAAAGCAGGAAAUUCUGAUGAUGACGAUGAUGAUGAUGACGAUGAUGAUGGUGAUGGCAGCUAUCUCCACCCCAGUCUCUUUGCAACCAAGAAGAGUUCUUGUCUGGAGGAGAAAAUAAAGCCCCUACAGGUCAUGGACCCAGACCACCCUUUGGCAGCACUAGUUCGCAAAGCCCAGCAAGAGAGGAAUGGGACCAUAGCCUUGACAGCUAAGCCAGUGGAAGAGGUGGCACCACCAGUGCAGCCCACACCAGCGGAUUACACCACUGAUCCUAACGUGGCUGCAAUGUAUUAUGGUUAUUGUAUGCUUCCGGAUGGAACGUAUUGCCUGGCCCCACCACCACCUGGGAUUGAUGCCAGCGCCUACUAUGGCACAAUGCCUGCUGGCAUGAUACCUGCACACUCAGCAUCUGGAGCGCCUCCACCACCAGGCACCACUCCUCCUCCUCCUGAACCCAUGGCUGCUCUCCCGUCAGCCCCUGCUGCUGUCACUGCCCCAGCCCUGGCCCCUGUGUCUACUGCAGUCUCUCAUUCUGCCCCUGCUGGUCUUCCCAGCACCAGCUCUCACCUUCCUCAGGCUAGCGUUUGUCAGCCAGUUUCAGCUCCUGCUGCAGCCAUCAUCCCCCCACCACCAGACAUCCAGCCCGUUAUUGACAAGCUGGCUGAGUAUGUGGCUCGAAAUGGAGUUAAGUUUGAGAGCAGCGUACGUGCUAAGAAUGACCCACGGUUCGACUUUCUGCAGUCUUGGCACCAGUACAACACUUACUACGAGUUCAAAAAGCACUACUUCAUGCAGAAAGAAGGCCUAAGCCUGCCAGAGGGCUCUGGCGUGCGGACCAGUGAUGGAGGCAGCACAGCUAACUGUUCCUCAGACAAACAGAAUAACGAGGGCAAACUCAUUAAAGCGUCCUUUGCGCCCAUCUGUUUUGCCAUAAAGUCCAAAGAGAACGACAUGCUGCCUCUGGAGAAGAACCGGGUUCGGCUAGACGACGACUCCGACGAGGAUAAGGAAAAAGAGUAUGAGCAGGACGGGGCGGAGCAGGCCAUGCCAGGAAUGGAGGUGCAGAGAGAGGUUGCGCCUCCCCCACAGCCUGAGGAGAAAAAGCCCACGCUAUCUCUGGAGGAGCUGGAGGCUAAGCAAGCCAAGCAGAAGCUGGAGGACCGCUUGGCAGCAGCUGCGAGGGAGAAGUUGGCUCAGGCCUCUAAAGAGUCAAAGGAGAAGCAGCUCCAGGCCGAGCGCAAGAGGAAAGCAGCCCUGUUCCUGCAGACCCUGCGUGGCCCUGAGGCUGAGAUCAAACGAGCUGAUGAGCCCUCCAUUUCCACUGAGCCAGAAGUGUCCCUCCUGUCCAUGGGGACCAUCCCUCCCCACACAGUCCAGAUACCAAGCUUGGACUACCCAGCCCCAGAAGCAGCCCCACUGAGAACCGCUGACCCUCCAGCCUCUUUCCUGCCCAUCUCCUCAUCAUCCUCGUCCUCCGCCUCUCGAGGCCUUGACCGAGAAAGACACAGAGAUGGAGACAGGGACAGAGAUAGGGACAGGGACAGAGAUCGAGACAAAAAGAAGAAGAAACACAAAAGAAGAUCUCGCUCCAGGUCCCGGUCCCGCUCCAGGUCCAAAACCAAGCACUCUUUACCCAGCGCGUAUCGCUCCUACAGGAGGUCCAGGUCCCAGUCUCGCUCUCCCAACAGGAGAGAACGCCAUGCUCACUCUUCAGAGAGACGGCGAGAGGAAAGAGAGUGUGAGCGCUAUGGAAGCAAAUCUUAUCGCAUUGGCAACAGUCCAGGACUGGGCAGGAAGCGCUCAAGGUCCAGAUCCAGGUCUCCGCAUGAAAAGAGGAAAAAGAAGAGCUCGAAAUCUCGCCAGGCUUCCUCCUGUUCACCUUCAGCUUCACCAAACAAAGGCUCCAGAUUUGGCAGAAGCCCCUCCCCUGCCACUAGCCCCGCCUCCAGCAGGUCCAGGGAUGGUUCACAGGAAAAAGACAAGCAAGUCUCUUCCACCAUCGUUUCUUCAGUGCAAACCAAAAUCACUCAGGACCUGAUGGCUAAAGUGAGAGCAAUGCUGGCUGCUUCUAAGGGUCUGCAGUCCAACCCGUCGUGAGAGGCACAGAGUGGCCGAACUGAACAGACGCUGCAAAAUGAACCUGCACCACUGCAAACUCGACCGUUCAGGAGCACCUUCUGUCCUUCACGAACGCAGGGCUGGACUGCUGUGCUUUUAUCCCUUUAUGUAUGGCGAUUUUGAAUCUUAUGUUACCAAGUUGUUUAUUUUUUGCAAACCAGAUGAGCGUCAGCCACGGAGAGUCGCAUUAUUGUAAGAGCAAAGCUGGAGGACAUGCUGGAGCCCAAACAGGUGUACGACGAGCCAGGCAGCAGACUGCGGGAUUAUUCAUCCUUCUGCUCCAAAAACUGUUUGUUUGUCUUUUGUUUCCUUUUUUUCGUUUCUGCCAGAAGGUGCCACCAUAAAGGAAUAUCAAAGACAGGAAGUAAUUUAUUAAGUAACGUGCGUUCUACGAAAACAAAUUCGACCUUUCACCCAAAUUGAUGACAGAGCUCCUUCUUAUGUGAUAAUGCUUCUGCCAGAGGGGAGUGUUAUAUCCUUCUGUGAAGGAUAAUGUUGUUUAUUUUCUCCCUCUCUCCUCUUUCUCUCCAGUCUGAGCUCUCCCUUGCAGCCAGGUUCAUUUUCUGCAGCCUUUGGCUGCCCUACAUUUUCCUCUGUUAUUUAGUUUUAAAUGAUGUGGCCUUCAUGUUCUAAGUUUGUACAGGGGUUACUUUGCAUCUGCUUUGUAAAACACUGAACAGUAAUAAAUUCUGAGUUAUGAACUCCACAUGUCA